Radiomyces spectabilis is the source of this 698-nucleotide messenger RNA. RefSeq lists its product as uncharacterized. Bases 210 to 608 code for a protein of 132 amino acids. The transcript has a single exon. NCBI's taxonomy places the organism in Eukaryota, Fungi, Mucoromycota, Mucoromycetes, Mucorales, Radiomycetaceae. The record is from RefSeq and is a predicted model, not a curated record.
UUUUUUUUUUUUUUUUUCAUCGGACGCUUCCCAAAUUUGUUGUUUCUUUUUUUAUUUAUUUACUAUGAUACAGAGCCAAUAACAAUGUGGGUGAAAGCGAUCAGCUGUAGUUCAACGGAGAACAGCGUUGCAGUAUCGCUUCACGCCAAUGAACAAAGUCUUUAUAUUGUUUGGAUUCACGAUAAUCCUGUCGUCCGAUCAUCGAUACAAUGCCAGUAACAGGUUUUGCAGUAUAUACAGUGGGGGGCGUGUCCUUUGCAGCCUUGGCUUGUCGUUUGCUUGAUGAAGAUGAUUUAUGCUGUUUUUGUUCUGCAUCUUCUUCCUCUUCUGCUUCUGUUUCUGCUUCUCCUUGUCCUUCCUUUCCUUCAUUGUCCUUCGCUGAAUUGGCUUUUCUUUUUUUACUUGUCCGAGCUGUUGCUGGCUUGGUGUUUGUUUCUUCCUUUGCUGUUCGUCUUGAAGGUCGAGGAGGUCGUCGCGACGUGGUGUUACUUUUGAGCUCAGCGAUCGACGUGUCACACACGUCUUUUAUCACCUUGAUGCUCUUAUUCAGUUCUUGUAAACUACAUGAACAAAGCGCAUGCAGCUUGGAUUUAUCCAAGGUUUCCUAGAUCAAAACAACAUAUGGAUCAAUAUAGAGGUUUUAGGUGAAUCACAGACAUGCACAGUUAAAUCUUACGCCGAAUGCUUUGGCACACACG